AUGUGGGACAGGGAGUCACGAUGUGAUGGUACAGCUAUUGCUACCGCAAAGCAACAGGGAAGGAUGAUGGAACUAGUUUCAGAGAAGAGAUUGGAUGCUGGGACUGAGAGGGCAGUGGGGAACGGAGCAGCUGAAAAGGAGGCUGAGAGAGAAGACAGACCGGAAAAACUGCUAGCAAGUCUCUAUGUCAUACUCAUUAAUGAAACUGCUGUACCUCUCACCACAGGUGUCUCUCCUGCAGGCAGCACAUACCUCUCCACGCACGCAGGCUCCGUCCCUGCCACGGGACUCGGCAACCCGCCACACAGCAGCACUGCUGCCCACACCACACGCACUCCCAUUGCCUUCCAGAAUGCUUCCUCAGAUGAUUACAAUUCAACAUCCUUGCACAGCACCAUCUCACCAGUCAGCAUGCCAGCAAACACUGGGAUCAACCCCACUCACACAAUAGAUGCUAUUGACUACAGCAUAAGUAGUGUAGAUGCUGAGAAUAAUAUGGCUGGUGUUACACUGAAAAAUCUCGUAAAAAACAGAAACUAUAGUAUUUUGGAGGCUAAGAUGAACUUCAUUGUGCAUUCCAUCACCCAUGAAAUAGAACUUCAGAGAUGCAUGAGAUACACAGUGAGAACUGAAAAAUGCCCAGACAAUUGUCUUAUUAUUCCACCUGGCAGCAGACCAAAUCCUUUCAAUGUUAUGAAUAUAACCAACACAUCUGCAAAGAUAUGUUGGGAGCACUCGCUUUCCUGCGCUAAUGUGACGGUUAGCUGCAAUGGUUUUCAAUCUACAGCAUUAAAUAAAGAUUGUGAAGAACCAAACACUUUAUCACCCAACCGUAUGUACGACUGCAGGGGUACCGUGCGUUUUCUUGAAAUGGAGGUUGUCAACCAAAGAUUCAACAUAACAACAGAUUAUGGUGCUCCAGAAACACCAGAGAAACUUGAAGUAGUUCCUAGUGCCAGAAAUGUAUCAGUUAGAUGGAGUAAACCUAGCAAUGAUUCAAAGGGUCCUACAGAUGGCUAUAUUGUGAAAUGCAAUGACAAAGAGGAAGAAUUUGUUCAUAUGACUGACUUUAUUUGCCAUGACUUAGAACCUUACACCAAAGGUUUUGUGUCUGUGACUCCAUAUACGAACAGCAGAUACAGUAAUAGAAAAAUACGGGGAAAACCUGGAAUGCAUAAUUUUACAACAGAAUCAGCAGAGCCACAGCCAGUGAUUGACGUUAAUGCAACAUUGACAGCUGAUAAUGCUGUCCAAAUUAAGUGCAAAAGUCAACAAGUGUACGGAGCAAAAAAAGUAUUUGAAUUGACUUGGGAAGAUGAUGGAACAAAGGUCGCCAAAGACAAUUAUUGUGAUUUUAAAAAAGAAAAUCUCUCGUACUUGAAAAACUACACAUUUACGAUCUUAGUGUUUAAUGGAGAUCAUAGAGGGCAGCCAGUAAAGAGGAGUAUAAGAACCAGAUAUAAUUCUAGAGCUCUGAUUAUAUUCUUGACAUUCUUGAUCAUUGUGACAUCAAUUGCUCUACUACUGGUUCUAUACAAAAUCUAUGAUCUUCACAAAAAAAAGCUUAGCAAUUCUUCUGAAGGCGUGAACCUUGUUGCAGUUAAAGAUGAUGACAGGCAACUUCUGAACAUAGAGCCAAUACCUUCAGAGCAAUUGCUGGACACAUACAAGAGGAAGAUUGCUGAUGAAGGAAGACUUUUCUUGGAUGAAUUUCAGAGUAUUCCUAGAGUUUUCACUAAAUUUUCAAUAAAGGAGGCCAAAAAAAGCUAUAAUCAGAACAAAAACCGUUACAUUGAUAUCCUUCCGUAUGAUCAUAACCGUGUUGAGCUCUCAGAGAUCUCAGGAGACCCAGGAUCAGACUAUAUCAAUGCAAGUUAUAUUGAUGGCUUCAAAGAACCAAGAAAAUACAUUGCAGCACAAGGUCCCAAGGAUGAAACCACGGAUGAUUUCUGGAGAAUGAUCUGGGAACAGAAGGCAACAAUUAUUGUCAUGGUGACUCGCUGUGAGGAAGGAAAGAGGAACAAAUGUGCCCAGUACUGGCCAUCAAUGGAGAAUGGCUCUGCAACAUAUGGGGACAUCAUUGUGAAGAUCAAUGAAAGUAAAACUUGUCCAGACUACGUCAUUCAGAAACUGCACAUCACAAAUGGAAGAGAAAGGACAGCUGGAAGAGAUGUCACUCAUAUUCAGUUCACAAGCUGGCCAGACCAUGGAGUCCCUGAAGAUCCGCAUCUCCUUCUCAAACUCCGACGCAGAGUUAAUGCGCUCAGCAACUUUUUUAGUGGCCCAAUAGUGGUUCAUUGCAGUGCUGGUGUUGGGCGCACCGGGACAUACAUAGGAAUUGAUGCCAUGCUGGAGGGGCUGGAUGCAGAAGGCAGAGUGGAUGUUUAUGGCUAUGUCGUGAAACUGCGUCGGCAGCGGUGCCUUAUGGUCCAAGUAGAGUCACAGUACAUCCUUAUCCAUCAAGCGCUAGUGGAAUACAAUCAGUAUGGGGAAACAGAGGUCACUCUCUCAGAACUGCAUUCCUAUCUUAACAACUUGAAAAGGAAAGAUCCUCCGAGUGAUCCUUCUCUGCUGGAGGCAGAGUUUCAGAGAUUACCUUCCUAUAAGGGGUGGCGUACACAGAACACUGGGAAUCGGGAAGAAAAUAAAAACAAAAACAGGAACGGUGACACUUUGUCUCAUGCAGAUGACUUUAACCGAGUGCCGAUUAGGCACGAAGAUGAAUGCAGUAAAGAGGGUGAACAUGAUUCAGAUGAUUCCUCAGAUGAGGACAGUGACUGUGAGGAAUCAAGCAAAUACAUCAAUGCUUCUUUCAUAACUGGUUACUGGGGUCCAAAAGCCAUGAUUGCAACACAGGGACCACUGCAGGAAACUGUCUCUGACUUCUGGCAAAUGGUCUUCCAAAGAAAAGUCAAAGUCAUUGUUAUGCUGACAGACCUGAAAGAAGGGGAUCAGGAACUCUGUGCACAGUACUGGGGAGAGGGAAAGCAAACAUUUGAUGACAUAGAAGUCCAAAUGACAGAUGUCAACUGUUGUCCUAGCUAUACCAUACGUGCAUUUGACGUUACACAUCUGAAGACAAAAGAAACACAGAAAGUGUAUCAGUAUCAGUAUCACAACUGGAGUGGUUUGGAUGUUCCAGAAAACCCCAAAGAUUUAGUCAGCAUGAUUCUCAAUCUUAAACAAAAAAUCCCAGCCAGACCAGUCACGGAGGACAACAGGAGUACUCGCGCUGUCCCCCUCCUUGUCCACUGCCGUGAUGGAUCACAGCAGACUGGUGUAUUUUGUGCUUUAAUGACCCUCUUGGAAAGUGCAGAAAUAGAAGAAGUAAUAGAUGUUUUCCAGGUAGUAAAAUCUCUUCGUCGCACCAGGCUGGGAGUGGUGUCCACAUUUGAACAUUACCAAUUUCUGUAUGACACCAUUGCCAGUAUCUACCCUGCACAGAAUGGACAAAUAAAGAAGAACAGCCAGCAGGAAGAUAAAGUUGAAUUUUGCAGUGAGGUAGAAAAAACAGAUCAGGAAACUGAUUUGGUCACUGUUGAUCUUACGCCAUCGACACCAGAGGAAAAAGAGCUUUCAGAAGUAUGUGGUGAUUCUAAAGCUGCAGACAGCACCAAGGGAACAGAAAGCUCUACAAAUGGCCCCACAACUCCAGUUCUAAAUUAG
This is a messenger RNA of Mesitornis unicolor (brown roatelo), 3666 nucleotides long. RefSeq names its product protein tyrosine phosphatase, receptor type, C (gene PTPRC). The transcript is spliced from 28 exons. NCBI's taxonomy places the organism in Eukaryota, Metazoa, Chordata, Aves, Mesitornithiformes, Mesitornithidae. The record is from RefSeq and is a predicted model, not a curated record. The coding region runs from base 1 to 3666 and encodes 1221 amino acids. Gene Ontology annotation, biological process: negative regulation of protein kinase activity; protein dephosphorylation; positive regulation of peptidyl-tyrosine phosphorylation. Gene Ontology annotation, molecular function: protein tyrosine phosphatase activity; protein binding.